ACGGAUUAAGGGAGCUCAUUGAGCGAGCCGGCAAGCAGCCUGUCAUAAAAAUUUAACUGUAAAUAAAUACAUCGUCAUUUUUUAAACGUUGCAAAAUCUAGAGACUCGCCUUAUCAAGACCUGUUCAAAGUGAAUGAUAAUCACUAGGUUACACAUCCCUAACUAGCUAACGUAGCUACAAUGGCUAACGUCAAUGGCGUUAACCAGACAUUUCAUUCACAGCUUAGUUCCGUAGUCAACAAAUUGGCAAUCACGGCUCUGAAAGAAAUAUCAAAACUUGUAGAUGAUGGAUUUGCGAUAAUGCAUGUGGAAAUUUCACGAAGCCACAAAGAAAACGAAGCACUAAAAUGCAAAAUACAGACGAUGGAGCUUCAGAUGGCGCGAGGAUUUGUGGAGAAGACGGGAAUGCUCACCAAGUGUCGUUGCGAAGAGACCCCAAUUAAAACCACAAAUGGCGUCUUUGCAGAACAUAUGGACGUGCCAAAGAUGAACGCAGAACACCCGUCUCGGCACGAUAGCACUCCCACACCAUCUACUGAUAUGAGGACAGAGUGUGCAGACACGGAGGAGGGGAGGACUGAAUGGGUUCUUAUAAAGGAGGAGAGAGUGGAAGAGGACAGAGACCCACAGGGAGAGAUGAACUCCAGGGAGGAGAGAGCCGUGGAGUGGAGGGCAGGCAGCAGGGAAAAGCGUCCCGUUCAGGAAAUCCAAAAUAAAGCAGCGAAUCACACAGGGCUCACUGAGCAGCACAGGACCAGACGCGGUGUUUGGGAGGUCAGUGGACUGGAACCUGCACUUAAAACAGAGCCAGAGACAGAGAGUGCCAAGACCCUUCAAGACACAGGAUGUGAGCAGAGCACAGGAAGACUCCACAGUUCCGGUCCUGUGUACUUAACGUGUGAGAGAACUUGUCAACUGAGGACUUUCUGUACACAGGGGGCUGGAGAAACAGAGGCUGAUGUUCCCUCCUGCUCUUAUGCUACAGAAAGCAGCUCUGAGAGCCUGUCCAUUCACUCAGGGCUGCAGUCACUUCCUCCCCCAGGGAAAGGUGCUGGCAGUAAUCUGUCUUUGGGGCCUCUUGAUGGGAAACCAGAGGCUGUAAUGAUUGAUUCACCAUCUGAAAAGGAGGCUGAGAUGUACUCUGCAUGGAAUGAAGAGACCAUUUCAGAAAAUACUACAGCAGAACACAGAUAUUACAGUCAGGAGAGACCAUUUAGCUGCCAACAAUGUGGAAAGAGCUUUACUCGUUUAUCUACUUUUACAAUUCACAAGAGAGUCCACACAGGAGAGAAACCAUACAGGUGCACACUGUGUCUGCAGAAAUUUUCACGUUCAGGUAGUCUUAAUAGACAUUACAGAGUUCACACAGGAGAGCGGCCAUUUAGAUGCACAUAUUGUGGUAAGUGUUUUUCUGAGUCCGGUAAUCUUAGAAAACAUCACAGGGUUCACAGUGGUGAGAAACCAUUCAGACAUACAUCUCAUAUGAAGUCUACUUCAAUACAAACAUUUUAAAAGCACCAGCAAGUUUCUUUAACAAAGAUAAUUCUAGUGUAAGCUGCAGUGUGUUUUUCAUCCAUUACACCGACACUGGACUUUCCAAUUGACGCAUUUGACUGCCAAUCUGGAGAUACUCUACAAGUUGUAAAUUCAUCGCUAAUGAUGGGUAUUUUCAGAUGUUUUUAAGACCACUCUGGUAAAACCACUACUCAAGAAAGCAAAUCUGGAUACUUCUGUUAUGGACAAUUACAGACCUAUAUCCAACCUGCAGUUUGUAAGCAAAAUUAUAGAAAAAAUAGUUUUCAAACAAAUAAAUUCCUCUCUUGUUGAAAACAAUAUCCUUGAAAAUUUCCAGUCCGGUUUUCGCGCUAAUUAUAGCACUGAAACGGCUUUAGUGAAGAUAGUGAAUGAUUUACGGCAAAAUGUUGAUAAUAACAGUAUUUCAAUAGUUCUUGUCCUGCUCGAUUUGAGUGCUGCUUUCAACACUAUAGACCCUAGCAUUUUAAUUCACCUGGGUUAAUUCUCUCUGGUAGUGUGCUAAAAUGGUUCCGUACCUAUGAAACGAAAGAAAGUUUUUUGUGCAACUUGGUGACAAUGUCUCAAACUGUGGCACAGCGCAGGGGAGCAUUCUAGGACCGCUUUUAUUCUCUUUCUACAUGCUCCCUUUAGCAAGAUCAUUCAGCAUCACAAUGUGCAGUGCUCCCUUUAGCAAGAUCAUCCAGCAUCACAAUGUGCAGUGCUCCCUUUCGCAAGAUCAUCCAGCAUCACAAUGUGCAGUGCUCCCUUUCGCAAGAUCAUCCAGCAUCACAAUGUGCAGUGCUCCCUUUCGCAAGAUCAUCCAGCUUCACAAUGUGCAGUGCUCCCUUUAGCAAGAUCAUCCAGCAUCACAAUGUGCAGUGCUCCCUUCAGCAAGAUCAUCCAGCUUCACGAUGUGCAGUGCUCCCUUUAGCAAGAUCAUCCAGCAUCACAAUGUGCAGUGCUCCCUUCAGCAAGAUCAUCCAGCGUCACGAUGUGCAGUGCUCCCUUCAGCAAGAUCAUCCAGCUUCACGAUGUGCAGUUCCAUUGUUAUGCUGAUGAUACGCAGCUGCAUGUCUCCGUUGAGCCAGACGACCCAAAUGCCAUGAGCGUUCUUGCAGCCUGUCUCGCCGACAUGAACAAAUGGAUAUACAUUACAUUAUUGGCAUUUGGCAGACGCUCUUAUCCGGAGCGACGUACAGUUGAUGAGACUAAGCAGGAGACAAUCCUCCCCUGGAGCAAUGCAGGGUUAAGGGCCUUGCUCAAGGGCCCAACGGCUUUGCGGAUCUUAUUGUGGCUACACCGGGAUUAGAACCACCAACCAUGCGUGUCCAGUCCUUUACCUUAACCACUAUGUUACAGGCCGCCCUUUAUAUACAAAUAAAGUUAUUAUUAUUAUUAUUGUAUUAUUAUUUAGACCAUGAUUUAUUUGAUUUUUGUGAUCUGAGUCACUCUGUCACUCCGUAUCGGAUAUCUCCAUUGCAUUGCUGAAAAAAUCAGCUCAAGAUAGGUUUUGAAACAGCUGCUAGCUGGUUGACCAGCUGGUUGACCAGUUAGACCAGCUCUAUACUCAACAUGGUUUGAUAGCUCAAGCUAUUAGCAGAUAUUUCAAGCUGGUCAUAGCUGGAUUUUAUACCAGGGUUCUCACUGCAGUAAAACAAAGAUGGUCAAAACAUAUUUAAUAUGCACCUUUACUCAAUUUCAGCUUUUAUUUCUGGGUAUUUACACCUUGAUGUGUUAAACUACCUUUGGUAUCAGACCACCCAAUUUUUAGGUGAGCAAAACAGGGUACAGGGUAUUUCAGUAAAUUAAAGUAAAUAACACUUAAUAUUUGGUAGCAUGUCCCUUGCUUGCAAUAUCUCCAUCAAGCCUGCAACCUAUUGACAUCGGAAAACUGUUGCAUUCUUCUUUUGUGAUGUUUUUCCAGUUUUUUUCUGUAGCCUCUUUCAGUUGUUUGUUUCAGGGGUUUUUCCCCUUCAAUCUCCUUUUCAGAAGGUGAAAUGCAUGCUCAAUUGGGUUAAGGUCUGCUGAUGAAGAGACCAACUUCUCUUAAUUAACAUGACGUGUCAUUUUUAGCCACAUUCUGUGAUAUA
Molecule: messenger RNA, 3605 nt
Organism: Conger conger (European conger)
Lineage: Eukaryota; Metazoa; Chordata; Actinopteri; Anguilliformes; Congridae
Product: zinc finger protein 235-like
Exons: 4
Coding region: 181-1512 (443 amino acids)
Cellular component (GO): nucleus
Source: RefSeq, a predicted model, not a curated record